AUGUCCUCCCUCCCUGGGUGCAUUGGUUUGGCAGCAGCAACAGCAGCAGUGGAGUCUGAAGAAAUUGCAGAGCUGCAACAGUCCGUGGUUGAGGAGCUGGGUAUCUCAAUGGAGGAGCUUCGACAGUUCAUUGAUGAAGAACUGGAAAAGAUGGACUGUGUACAGCAGCGCAAGAAGCAACUAGCAGAGUUGGAGACUUGGGUAAUACAGAAGGAAUCUGAGGUGGCCCAUGUUGACCAACUCUUUGAUGAUGCAUCCAGGGCAGUGACUAACUGUGAGUCUUUGGUGAAGGACUUUUAUUCCAAACUGGGACUACAAUACCGGGACAGCAGCUCUGAAGAUGAAGCUUCCCGGCCUACAGAAAUAAUUGAGAUUCCUGAUGAAGACGAUGAUGUCCUCAGUAUUGAUUCAGGUGAUGCUGGGAGCAGAACUCCAAAAGACCAGAAGCUCCGUGAAGCUAUGGCUGCCUUAAGAAAAUCGGCUCAAGAUGUCCAGAAGUUCAUGGAUGCUGUCAACAAGAAGAGUAGUUCCCAGGAUCUACAUAAAGGGACCUUGAGUCAAAUGUCUGGAGAAUUGAGCAAAGAUGGUGACUUGGUCGUCAGCAUGCGCAUCCUCGGCAAAAAGAGAACUAAGACAUGGCACAAAGGCACCCUUAUUGCCAUCCAGACGGUUGGGCCAGGAAAGAAGUACAAGGUGAAAUUUGACAACAAAGGCAAGAGUCUUCUGUCAGGAAACCACAUUGCCUAUGAUUACCACCCUCCUGCUGACAAGUUGUAUGUGGGCAGUCGAGUAGUGGCCAAAUACAAAGAUGGGAAUCAGGUCUGGCUCUAUGCUGGCAUUGUAGCUGAGACACCAAACGUCAAAAACAAGCUCAGGUUUCUCAUUUUCUUUGAUGAUGGCUAUGCUUCCUAUGUUACACAGUCUGAACUAUAUCCCAUUUGCCGGCCACUGAAAAAGACUUGGGAGGACAUAGAAGACAUCUCCUGCCGAGACUUCAUAGAAGAGUAUAUCACCGCUUACCCCAACCGCCCCAUGGUGUUGCUCAAGAGUGGCCAGCUGAUCAAGACUGAGUGGGAAGGCACGUGGUGGAAGUCCCGGGUCGAGGAGGUGGACGGCAGCCUAGUCAGGAUCCUCUUUCUGGAUGACAAAAGAUGUGAAUGGAUCUAUCGAGGCUCUACACGUCUGGAGCCCAUGUUCAGCAUGAAGACCUCAUCCGCCUCUGCACUAGAGAAGAAGCAAGGGGGGCAGCUCAGAACACGUCCAAAUAUGGGUGCUGUGAGAAGCAAAGGCCCCGUGGUCCAGUACACUCAGGAUCUAACAAGUACUGGAACCCAGUUCAAGCCUAUGGAACCCCCACAGCCGACAGCCCCAGCUGCCCCACCUGCCCCACCUGGUCCAGCUCUGUCCCCCCAGGCAGGUGACAGUGAAAGCUUGGAAAGCCAGCUUGCCCAAUCUCGGAAGCAGGUAGCCAAAAAAAGCACAUCUUUCCGGCCAGGAUCUGUGGGCUCUGGUCAUUCCUCCCCUACAUCCCCUGCACUCAGUGAAAAUGCCCCUGGUGGGAAACCUGGGAUCAAUCAGACAUAUAGGUCACCUUUAGGCUCCACAACCUCGGCCCCAGCACCCCCAGCUCCCCCAGCUCCCCCAGCCUUCCAUGGCAUGCUGGAUCGGGCCCCUGCAGAGCCCUCCUACCGCGCUCCCAUGGAGAAGCUUUUCUACUUACCUCAUGUCUGCAGCUAUACUUGUCUGUCUCGGGUCAGACCUAUGAGAAGUGAGCAGUAUCGGGGCAAGAACCCUCUGUUAGUCCCACUGCUCUAUGACUUCCGGCGAAUGACAGCCCGGCGCCGAGUUAACCGCAAGAUGGGCUUUCAUGUUAUCUAUAAGACACCCUGUGGCCUCUGCCUUCGGUCAAUGCAGGAGAUUGAGCGUUACCUUUUUGAGACUGGCUGUGACUUCCUCUUCCUGGAGAUGUUCUGUUUGGAUCCGUAUGUUCUUGUGGACCGAAAGUUUCAGCCCUAUAAGCCUUUUUACUAUAUUUUGGACAUCACGUAUGGAAAGGAAGACGUUCCUCUAUCCUGCGUUAACGAGAUUGACACAACUCCCCCACCCCAGGUGGCCUACAGCAAGGAACGGAUCCCGGGCAAGGGUGUUUUCAUUAACACAGGCCCUGAAUUUCUUGUUGGCUGUGACUGCAAAGAUGGGUGCCGGGACAAGUCCAAGUGUGCCUGCCAUCAGCUCACUAUCCAGGCUACAGCCUGCACCCCAGGAGGCCAAAUCAACCCCAACUCUGGCUACCAAUACAAGAGACUAGAAGAGUGUCUGCCCACAGGAGUUUAUGAGUGUAACAAACGCUGCAAGUGUGACCCUAACAUGUGCACAAACCGGUUGGUACAGCAUGGCCUGCAAGUUCGUCUGCAGCUUUUCAAGACCCAGAACAAGGGCUGGGGUAUCCGUUGCUUGGAUGACAUUGCCAAAGGCUCCUUUGUCUGUAUUUAUGCAGGGAAGAUCCUGACAGAUGACUUUGCUGACAAGGAGGGCCUAGAAAUGGGUGAUGAGUACUUUGCCAAUCUGGACCACAUUGAAAGCGUGGAGAACUUCAAGGAGGGGUAUGAGAGUGAUGCCCCCUGUUCCUCUGACAGCAGUGGUGUAGACUUGAAGGACCAGGAAGAUGGCAACAGCGGCACAGAGGACCCCGAGGAGUCCAACGACGACAGCUCGGAUGACAACUUCUGUAAGGACGAGGACUUCAGCACCAGCGCGGUGUGGCGCAGCUAUGCCACCCGGCGGCAGACCCGGGGCCAGAGGGAGAACGGACUGUCUGAGAUGUCUUCCAAGGACUCUCGUCCCCCAGACCUGGGGCCCCCACAUACUCCUGUCCCUCCGUCAAUCCCUGUAGGUGGCUGCAAUCCACCUUCCUCUGAAGAGACACCUAAGAACAAAGUGGCCUCGUGGUUGAGCUGCAACAGUGUCAGUGAAGGUGGCUUUGCUGACUCUGACAGCCGUUCAUCCUUCAAGACUAGUGAAGGUGGGGGAGGCAGAGGGGAAGCGGAGAAGGCUUCCACCUCAGGGCUGGGCUUCAAGGAUGAGGGAGACAUCAAGCAGGCCAAGAAGGAGGACCCUGAUGACCGAAACAGGACAUCGAUAGUUACUGAAAGCUCUCGAAAUUAUGGUUAUAAUCCUUCUCCUGUGAAGCCUGAAGGACUUCGCCGCCCACCAAGUAAGACUAGUAUGCAUCAGAGCCGACGACUCAUGGCCUCUGCUCAGUCAAACCCUGAUGAUAUCCUGACCCUGUCCAGCAGCACAGAAAGUGAGGGGGAAAGUGGGACCAGCCGGAAGCCCACUACUGGCCAGACUUCAGCCACAGCCGUGGACAGUGAUGAUAUCCAGACCAUCUCCUCUGGCUCUGAAGGGGAUGACUUUGAGGACAAGAAGAACAUGUCUGGUCCAAUGAAGCGCCAAGUGGCAGUAAAAUCAACCCGGGGUUUUGCUUUGAAAUCAACCCAUGGGAUUGCCAUUAAAUCAACCAACAUGGCAUCCGUGGAAAAGGGGGAGAGUGCACCCGUUCGUAAGAACACACGCCAGUUCUACGAUGGGGAGGAGUCUUGCUACAUCAUCGAUGCCAAGCUUGAAGGCAACCUGGGCCGCUACCUCAAUCACAGUUGCAGCCCCAACCUGUUUGUCCAGAAUGUCUUCGUGGAUACUCACGAUCUCCGCUUCCCGUGGGUGGCCUUCUUUGCCAGCAAGAGAAUCCGAGCUGGCACAGAGCUUACCUGGGACUACAACUAUGAGGUGGGCAGCGUGGAAGGCAAGGAGCUGCUGUGCUGCUGCGGGGCCAUCGAAUGCAGAGGGCGUCUUCUUUAG
Messenger RNA from Rangifer tarandus platyrhynchus (Svalbard reindeer), 3858 nucleotides. The record is from the annotation of a GenBank genome assembly. NCBI's taxonomy places the organism in Eukaryota, Metazoa, Chordata, Mammalia, Artiodactyla, Cervidae.